Messenger RNA from Lycium ferocissimum, 2032 nucleotides. Its product is annotated as pre-mRNA-splicing factor SLU7-like. NCBI's taxonomy places the organism in Eukaryota, Viridiplantae, Streptophyta, Magnoliopsida, Solanales, Solanaceae. Gene Ontology annotation, biological process: mRNA splicing, via spliceosome. Gene Ontology annotation, cellular component: spliceosomal complex. Gene Ontology annotation, molecular function: pre-mRNA 3'-splice site binding. The record is from RefSeq and is a predicted model, not a curated record.
UAAUGUCGGUUCUUUAGGAAAUAAAUAAACCAAAACCGAGCCCUAAACGGAUAAAAACCGGAACACGACAAUCAUAAGAUUGCUCGAAUUGGGACAAUUCUCUUUCUAGGGUUCGGUAAUCAAUCAUGGCUACUGCUUCAGUGGCGUUUAAGUCUAGGGAGGACCACAGGAAACAGUUGGAAUUAGAAGAGGCGCGAAAGGCUGGUCUUGCACCAGCAGAGUUGGAUGAGGAUGGAAAAGAAAUCAAUCCUCACAUUCCUCAGUAUAUGUCUUCAGCUCCCUGGUAUCUUAAUGCGGAGAGAUCGAGUUUGAAACAUCAAAGGAAAUGGAAAUCAGAUCCGAAUUACACGAAAUCAUGGUAUGACAGAGGUGCAAAAAUAUAUCAGGCUGACAAGUAUAGAAAGGGUGCAUGUGAAAAUUGCGGAGCAAUGACCCACGAUGCUAAGUCAUGCAUGGAUAGGCCACGCAAAUUAGGAGCAAAAUGGACUGGAAAACAUAUUGCUCCUGAUGAGAAGAUAGAACAGUUUGAGCUGGAUUAUGGUAAAAGGGACCGUUGGAAUGGUUAUGAUGCUGCUUCGUAUGCUCAUAUAAUUGAACGAUAUGAAGCAAGGGAUGAAGCAAGAAAGAAAUACCUGAAAGAGCAACAACUAAAAAAGUUGGAGGAGAAAAAUAACAAAGAAGAUGAAGAGAAAGGCGAUAGCGAAGAUGAAAAUUUUGAAGAUGCUUUGAAGGUAGAUGAAGCCAAGGUUGAUGAAAGCAAGCAGAUGGAUUUUGCAAAAGUGGAGAAGCGUGUACGAACCACUGGUGGUGGAAGUACGGGAACUGUUAGGAAUCUACGUAUCCGGGAAGAUACAGCAAAAUAUCUUCUUAAUCUUGAUGUCAAUUCUGCACAUUAUGAUCCCAAGACCCGGUCUAUGCGUGAAGACCCUCUUCCAGAUAUGGAUCCAAAUGAAAAAUUCUAUGCUGGUGAUAACCAAAAUAGAGUUAGUGGUCAAGCAUUGGAGUUCAAACAGCUGAAUAUUCAUGCUUGGGAAGCUUUUGACAAGGGUCAUGAUGUGCAUAUGCAAGCAGCUCCUUCCCAAGCAGAACUGCUUUACAAAAAUUACAAGGUUAACAAAGAGAAACUGAAGUCACAAACAAAGGAGGAUAUCAUGGAGAAGUAUGGUAAUGCUGCUAGUGAAGAAAUACUUCCGAGAGAACUUCUGUUGGGUCAGAGUGAGAGAGCAGUUGAAUAUGAUUGUGCUGGUAGGAUUGUGAAGGGACAGGAGAUGUCUAUCCCUAGGAGCAAAUAUGAAGAAGAUGUUUACAUCAAUAACCACACCACAGUUUGGGGUUCAUGGUGGAAGAAUCACCAGUGGGGUUACAAAUGCUGCAAACAAACAAUCAGAAACAGCUAUUGUACAGGUGCUGCUGGAAUUGAAGCAGCUGAAGCAUCUGCUGAUCUUAUGAAGGCCAAUAUUGCUCGCAAAGAGUCCGCUGAAGAUACGCAUGAGCCGGUUGAGGAAAAGAGGCUCGCUACUUGGGGAACUGAAGUUCCUGACGAUUUGGUUCUGGACCAGCAAAAGUUGGCUGAAGCUCUUAAGAAGGAGGAUGUAAAGAAAAGAGAAGAGAGGGAUGAAAGGAAAAGGAAAUAUAAUGUGAACUACAAUGAUGAGGUUACACCGGAAGAAAUGGAGGCCUAUAGAAUGAAGAAGGUCCUCCAUGACGAUCCAAUGAAGGACUUCUUGCACUGAGUUAUGAAUGUGGCAGAAGAGCAAAGUCCAUUUCUGCACCUGUUUAGGUAGCACUUGCCAUCACAUGCAUGUAGGUGAAUUGUACCAGGAGAAUGAAAGGUUAAUUCUGAGUUCUGUCCGUUGUUUCUGUGAUUUGGUUGUGAUGUUUGUAAAAUACUCCCGAACACAACCCACAGGGAAAAUAAAAACUUAUAUGGGAGAAACUCCUUGGAUGAUUAAUACUUCGUUGUGCUUGUAAUGUAUAUACUGCUUCAACCUCAUUUCUCUGUUAUUGCAAUAUAAUUGUCGCAUGAAUGUCU